This is a messenger RNA of Sardina pilchardus (European sardine), 2342 nucleotides long. Its product is annotated as actin-associated protein FAM107A. The record is from RefSeq and is a predicted model, not a curated record. Lineage: Eukaryota; Metazoa; Chordata; Actinopteri; Clupeiformes; Clupeidae. The transcript has 5 exons. Bases 911 to 1462 code for a protein of 183 amino acids.
AUGUUCACGGAGAGCUACCCCUUCAGACUGUUUGCGAUUGCUCACAAAUGUUCACCGAAAGGCUAACGAAAAAAAUGUUUGCAAAUGUUUGAAUGCACCUCAGGACAUGACUGCAGGCAGAAUUGAAACAGAGUCCCCAUUGGCACUGAGACUCCCCCUGAUUUUUCAGUCCACCUCUCCUGGUGUGUGUAUCACUGACACUGACCCACUGAAUUGAACUCUAUUGCUCUGUCACAGUUUGACAAUAAUAUCCUGAUCAUUACUGUUAAUCCUACGGUUUGCAUGUCUGCACUGUACUACUGUAUGUGUUGCAUAUGUCCUUUGUCCCUCUGAUUAUUGAAGGAAGCAUACAGCCACUUUUAAAUGUUGGGUUGUCAUGAAUGUCUGGUCUCUCAGGCUUCCACUCUCCCCCCUUGACUUGCUCUGUCUCUUUCUCUCUCUCUCUCUCUCCUAGUCCCUCUCUCCCCUCUUUUCUCACCCCCUCUCUCACUCUCUUUCCCCCCUUCUGUGUUUCUCUCUACCCUUCUCUUGCUCUCCCCUCCUCUUCCCACUUCUCUGUCAGUCUCUCUUUGUGUCUAUGUUUCUCCCUUCUCCCUCUUUCUUUCUCCCCAUUCUCUCCCCCUCUCUCUCUCCCCCUUCUCUAUCUCUAUACCCUUCUCUUUCUCUCUACCCAUUCUCGCUCUCUCUCCCAUCUCUAUCUCUACCUUUAUUUUUCUCUAUCCCCCCUUCCUUUCUCUCUCUCUCUUUCCCUCCCUGUUUUCUCUCUCUCUCUCUCCCUCUCCCCCCUUCUCUCGCUGUGUCCCUCUCCACUGAGGGGCAGAGGGGUUGCCUCUAAUCUCUGGGCAGCAUUUCUGGGGCUCUCAUCAGAUCCCACCCUGGCAGCAGUCAGUCUAGAGUGGCCUGGGGAGAUAUGGGAGUCACCCAUGGGAAAAAAACAGAUCAUGACCUUUCAUAUUCAUGCUCAACUCAUGGAAAGCCUCUGACAAGGCCUGCGGCGAGGCCUGGACCGGACUCUGGACGGGAGCCAUCGCUGAUCCAGAGGGACAGGGCACUUGAGCUGCCCGGCAGGGCCUCCCCUUCCCUCUCGACCCACUCGCACUCCUCGGAGCCGGGCCAGGAGGCGCUGAUCCAGCCCAAGAAGCUGAUCAAUCCCGUCAAGGUGUCCAGGAGCCACCAAGCCCUGCACAGGGAGCUGCUGCUGAGCCACAGGCGUCCAGUGGCGGAGGAGAAGCCAGAGCUGCAGCGGGUCCUGGAGCAUCGGCGGCGGCAGCUGCAGAUCAGGCAGCGCAGGGAGGAGGAUCAGAAGAGGAAGGCCUCGCCACUGGAGCAGGAGCUGCACAGGAGGCAGCACAAGCUGGACAUGUUGGAGAGAGAGCUGGACAAUCGGCGGGAUCUGGCCGUGAGCGAGCCCGAGUUCAUCAGAGUCAAAGACAGCCUGCGGAGGAGCACCAGCCUGGUAUAGGGACCCAACGAGGGAGCCCAAGAGAACUGAACACACCAACGCUGUGUAUUGGGUGGGCCAAGCGCUCUGUGAGCUGCCAUACUGUAGGAGAUAUAUUACGUUGUGCUGGGGAAAAGAUGGUCUGUGGCGAUGGCGUGACACUUGAGAAAAGAGUAGCGAAUCAAGAAGCUGUGUGGGAGAGAGCAGUAGUUUGGUCUUUCAGGACAGGUGUUUAUCAUCUUUGGCUUGAGCCAGUAGUACUGAAAUGCACAUGUGUGUUGUGUUAACAUAGCGUCGGCCCACUUUGUAUAACACACAAAACAUACAGUAUCUGUGUAUGUGCAGCCGAGCAGUUUAGUCUUGACAUUAAACUACACACAACAGUAAGUAGACAACAAACCCAAGGUUGGCAUGUGUGAUAUGUGGAAUAGCUGGAUCAGUCAUCUGAUUAACACGGAAUUGUUUUUCGAGGAAAUUAAAGGGUAUUGGUCAGAUGUUUGUUUAAGAGAGGUGAAUUCAUCUCUUAUUUUCUCUUUCAAUUUCAUGUAUUUGCUGUGAUGCAUUCUCUUCUUGGAUUAUUCAAGCAAAUACUGCAAUGUUUUGAAAUACAUUUUGUAUUAUAAGACAGAAUAGUUGGUGUGUAAAAUCAACAAUAGAGAGCCAUAUCUACAUCUUCAGUGUCUACAUACGGUACCUUAGAUGAUGUAUAGCACAAUCACAUAUUCAGUCAGUAAGUCAUCAUCAGUUCAUGUAACAACACACUGCAUGUUUUUUUCAGAAGACACUAGAGACUAAACCGGUACACAAAUUAUGAUAAAUCAUCUAUUUUAGAGGACACGCUGGUUAUUUCCAUGCAGUACUGUUCCUGUAGGCUACAAAAAUAAAGGAACCUUGAAUGACA